AUGACUCGCCUCGGAUUCCUCUCUCUGGCUCUGCUCUCGCUCCAGGCCUUCGUCGGCACCGGUCUCGCCGCUGAUGCCGAGACCGUCGCGGAGACUGAAGUCGCUAACCUGGCCGUUACGGCCGAGGCUUCUUUCCCGGCAUCCGAGAUUUUCGGCGUGAAGCUUGUCAACGGUCGUCCGACCGAAGCGCUGAUCUCCGUUACCAACGACGAGCCAAACCCCGUUGUUAUCAACUUCGUUGGAGGAAGCCUCUGGAACCUCGAGGAGGAAAGUAAGGUGGUCCGCAACCUGACUGCCACUCGCUAUGGCGUUGAGGUUCCUGCUGGCCAGAAGGAGACCAUUCCUUACAGCUUCUCGACCGAGAUGCACCCUCAGGAUCUCCGUCUGAACAUCGCCGCUAUCCUGUCUGACAGCGAGGGCAAGUUCUUCACCGUUCAGGCCUUCAAUGGCUCCGUGAGCGUGGUUGAGCCCGAGACCAGCAUCUUCGACCCCCAAAUUAUUUUCCUUUACUUCUUCCUCCUGGCCUGCUUUGGUGGCACAGUCUACUUCUUCUAUACCGUCUGGGUCGCCCCAUACUUCCCUCAGAAGCGCAAGGCUGGCAAGACCGGCGAGAAGCGUACCCCGGGCAGUGCCAAGCGCUCCGAUGCCCCGUCUGUCGAGGAGACCCCUAGCCCUGCCGUUACUUCUGCCACCACCUACAAUGCCGACUGGAUUCCCUCCCACCACAUCAACCGCCCGGAGGCGCGGAAGGUCAAGGGCGGCGGCAAGAAGGCCGCCCGCGCGUAA
Messenger RNA from Penicillium argentinense, 786 nucleotides. Its product is annotated as putative translocon-associated protein, alpha subunit. Lineage: Eukaryota; Fungi; Ascomycota; Eurotiomycetes; Eurotiales; Aspergillaceae. The record is from RefSeq and is a predicted model, not a curated record. Bases 1 to 786 code for a protein of 261 amino acids. Gene Ontology annotation, cellular component: endoplasmic reticulum membrane; endoplasmic reticulum. The transcript is spliced from 3 exons.